GCUGCUGCUGCUGCUUCAGAGCAGUUACCAUCUCGAACUCUGCUCACCAUCGCGACUACCUCCGCUUGCAAUUGGCGGUGUAAACAGCAGGGGGAUCUCUCUUCUCGCUCUGUUCCAGCUCGAACUUCUUCCUCUUCUCCUUCCACUUCCUUUUCCAUCCUGCCUACAAAGCAUAUCUCCCCCACCAUAGCUCUCAGCGGCCAGUGUGAAGCAUCCUUUUUGGUCCUUUUGGUUUCUGUUUCCCCUUUGCUUCUAUUUUGCCUGUAACCUCCUAUCUGAUAGACACCUACGAAAGAGCGUAUCUAGCAGGCUCUCAUCUCGUAUUUGGAUCCUUGGAUCGUGUAAUCGUAGUACAAGCGUACUCGCACAUUCAUUGCUCGACCGCCAAUUGCCGCGAGCCUCUUGAAGCUCAUCGGCACAGCACAAGCUUGAGCUGUCGAAGACGCGGUCCAAACCGCUGCAUCUAAAACCUUACGACCAAACGUGUUCCCGCGAUCGGUUUUGCUGAAGCCAUCUACAAACUCCCCGCACUCCACUCUGCAGGUCUUUCUCUGUCUUGAGAGAUAGGCGACAGGAAUCCGAUAUGGCUCCACCAACGACCCAGCCUGCCCCCACAAACGUGUACCUGCUGCCGUUGACCGAUGAUGGGGCGCCCGACGUGCCUGGCGGCUACAUUCUCUUGCCCGCACCCACAGAGCCGGCAUGGGUGAUUAGGUUCGUGAUCGAGGGUACCAGCUCGAUAUGUCGAGAGGGCAGUCUUUGGGUGAACAUUCCGGAGAGGGGUCAACCCUUCGAGCGAAAGAAGUACAGGGAAUUCAAGCUCAAACCAAACUUCAACGCUCCCAUCAAGAUUGAUGUGCCCGUCUACCAAGCCGGCGCCUUCGACUUCCACACAACUUACACACCCCUUCCCCCUUUCUCAACGGAACCAGUUGAUCCUCCCGCACCGACUAGGACACCCACGUACUAUAUCGACGUAUCGCCAAACAUUUGCAUACAGGGGGAAAAGCUACCCCUCAAUUCGCUGAGCAUCUUUUCGCUCAUCUCCAAAUUCAUGGGCGAGUACCCUACACAAUGGGACAAGCACUUGAAUGGUAUCGCAGAACGUGGCUACAAUAUGGUCCACUUUACCCCGCUCAAUCUACGUGGGAACUCGAAUUCUCCGUACAGCAUUGCUGACCAACUGAGCUUCGACCCGGAAAUGUUCCCCAACGGUGAGAAAGAUAUCGCAGACUUGGUGCACAGGAUGGAAUCACAGUAUGGGCUGCUGAGUCUCACGGACGUUGUCUGGAACCACACGGCGAACAACAGCGAGUGGUUAUGCGAGCAUCCCGAAGCGGGAUAUAGCGUCAAGACCGCACCGCAUCUGGAGCCUGCACUUGUGUUGGACACGGCUCUUGCAGAAUUCAGUAACGAGCUGGGAUCUCUAGGGUACCCGACCGAGCUGAAAAGCACAGCUGACUUGCUGAACGUCAUGGAGGGCAUCAAACAGCACUGUAUUGCAAAAACGAGGCUCUGGGAGUAUUAUGUAUGCGACAUUGAGAAGGAUUGCGCCGAAGCGGUGAAAUCGUGGAAGGAGGGUCUUGUGGAAUUUGCGGACGAAGCAUUCGGUAAUGCCGGUUUCCGCGGCAUCAGCGAGGUCAAGGACUGGGACAUCGAAAAAAAGGGUCAGUGGCUACUCGCUAACGUCAUGACCGGCGCGGAUGAGAUGGGUUGUCGAUUCAAGAGGAAGGCAAAUCCGAAAAGGGCGGCGGGAUUCCUGUGCGCGUUGCUGGGCACCUAUAAUCCGAAAACGCACGAUACACAGGAUGAGCGUGUCGCGCACGGCACCAUGUACAAGCUGCUCGAGGAGGUCAACUUGCAGUACUAUAAGGAGUAUGAUGCAGACUGUGAGGCGAUUAUGGAGCAGCUCUUCAAUCGCAUCAAGUAUGUCCGACUCGAUGAUCACGGGCCCAAGGCCGGUGCCAUCACGCCCAGCAGCCCGCUCGUCGAACCAUAUUUCACGCGCUUGCCAAGGGAUUCGAGGACUUCGCAUCACCCUGAUGAAGCGCUUGAUCUAGUUAACAACGGCUGGGUGUGGGCAGCUGACGUGCUGAAGGACAACGCGGGGCCAAAAUCAAAGGCCUAUCUGCGACGCGAGGUCAUCGUCUGGGGCGACUGCGUGAAGCUACGAUACGGUAAAGAGCCUGCCGACAAUCCGUACUUGUGGGAGCGUAUCGGCAACUACACAAAGCUCAUGGCAAAGUACUUCCACGGCUUCCGUAUUGACAACUGUCAUUCGACGCCUCUACCACUUGCGCAGUACAUGCUUGACGAAGCGCGUAAAGUCCGUCCGGACAUUGUUUGUUGUGCAGAACUAUUUUCCGGCUCGGAAGCCAUGGACUUCAUGUACGUCGAGCACCUGGGAUUGAGCUGCUUGAUCAGAGAGGCAAUGCAAGCGUGGGACACACGCGAGCUUAGCCGCCUGGUACACAAACAUGCCGGCGUGCCUAUAGGCAGCUUUGAGACGGACGAGAUCAUGAACGUCGAGAAGGCUCAUGACGGUACACGAACCAAAGGCGUGAACGGUACUACGCCAGCGAGGCGCGAGCUGGUGCACAAGAUCAAGCAAAGCCCCGUGCAAGCUCUCUUCAUGGAUUGUACUCAUGAUAACGAGACGCCAGCCCAGAAGCGCGAUGCUCGAGAUACCUUGCCCAACGCGGCGUUGGUGGCAAUGUGCGCCAGUGCCUGCGGCAGUGUCUUCGGCUAUGACGAAAUCUAUCCCAAGCUCAUUGAGCUGGUCCAUGAAAAGAGGGCAUACACAUCACCGUACUCGCAGGACGGCCAGAUCAAAAUCCAGGCACAGGAAGGUGGUAUAGGUCCGAUCAAGAAGCUUUUCAAUCAAAUCCACGUUCUCAUGGGCAAGGACGGCUAUGACGAGACGUUUAUUCACCACGAUCACGAAUACAUUACCAUCCAUCGCGUCCACCCCCAGUCACGCAAAGGAUAUUUCUGUAUCGCUCAUACAGCGUUCCCUGGAUAUGGCAACGGCAACGGCGGAUUCCCACCUGUUUAUUUGCCCGGUACAAGGGCCAAGCUUGUGGGAGCAUGGGCCCUCGAGGUCGACCAGAGCGCAGAAAGCAGGAAGGCUGUGUUGCAGGACAAAGUGCUACGUGGUUUGCCAAGCAGAACAAAGAAUCUUCGUGGUGUGACGUGCAAGUGGCACGACAACCGGACCGUCAUCGAAGUUGGCGAACAAUUUCCUCCUGGAAGCGUUGCCCUCUUCGAGACUUGGAUCCCGGGAGCUGAGCACUCCGAGGGCUUGGAUAAAUUUGUCACUCGUGGUGCCGCGGAGGCCUGUAGCCAGCUUAGUCUCACGGAUUUGAAUUACCUCUUGUACAGAUGUGACCCUGAGGAGCGCGACGCAACGGAUGGCGCCGACGGGUGCUAUAACGUUCCAGGCCAUGGGCCACUCGUGUAUGCUGGCCUACAAGGCUGGUGGAGUGUGCUCAAAACUGUCGUUGACGAGAACAACUUGGGGCAUCCGAUUUGCCAGCAUCUUCGCGAUGGCCAAUGGGCUCUCGACUACUGCGUCAAUCGGCUGCAGAAGGCGUCCAAGAAAGAGAAGUGGGCCAAGCUGGCAGCUCCGGCCAAGUGGAUGAAAGAGCGUUUUGACGCAAUCAGGAAAUUGCCGAAUUUCCUAUUGCCGCGCUACUUCGCCUUGACGUGUCAGACGAUGUACAACGCCGGCGUGGACCGCUGCAUCGACCUCAUGAGCGACAACGUCAAGAACGGCCAAGACUUCUUGAAGAGCCUUGCUCUUGUGAGCGUACAGUGUAUAGGCUUCCAAAGCAACGCCUCGCUGUGGCCGGACAAGGAAGUCGCGAGCAUGGCGGCUGGGUUGCCUCAUUUCUCAAAUGACUGGGCGAGAUGCUGGGGCCGCGACAUCAUGAUCUCUCUACCUGGUCUUACUAUCGCAACGGGACGUUAUGAUGAUGCCAAAGAGCAUAUUAUGGCAUUUGCUAGCGUACUGAAACACGGCAUGAUUCCUAACCUGUUGGGCAGUGGGAAGGCACCGAGAUACAAUUCGAGGGAUUCGAUAUGGUUCUUCCUCCAAUGCAUCCAAGACUAUACUAAAACAGUGCCGGAGGGUUUGGCCAUUCUGCACGAGUCUGUGAGGCGAAGAUUCUUACCGUACGAUGAUACGUGGUUUCCUCACGAUGACAAGCGUGCCUAUUCGGUUUCGAGCACCAUUGAAGAUGUCAUUCAGGAAGCGCUGCAACAACAUGCUACAGGUCAGGACUUCCGCGAGCACAAUGCUGGUCCAGCGAUCGAUAGUCAAAUGAAGGAUGAGGGUUUCAACAUCAAGUACGGCGUUGACUGGACGAAUGGCAUGGUCUUCGGCGGAAACCAGUGGAACUGCGGUACUUGGAUGGACAAGAUGGGGGAAAGCGAGAAGGCUGGUUCAAAAGGGUACCCAGGCACCCCUCGUGAUGGUGCUGCAGUUGAGAUAACUGGCAUGGUAUAUUCCACCGUCAAGUGGGUCAGUGAAUUGAACAAAGCUGGCAAGUACAAGUACAGAGGCGUCACGAAGGGCAAGACGGACGAACAAAUCUCGUUCAGCGACUGGGCCGACCUCAUCAAGUCGAAUUUCGAGUACGCUUACUACAUCCCCAUCAAGAAGGAAGACGACUACAAGUAUGAUGUUAACUCGUCCAUUGUCAACCGUCGAGGCAUCUACAAGGACUUAUAUCGCUCUGGCAAGGAGUACGAGGACUAUCAGCUCCGUCCCAACUUCCCCAUCGCUAUGACUGUGGCUCCAGACCUCUUUGAUCCGAACAAGGCUCUUUACGCUCUCUCUAUCGCCGACAAAGUACUCAAGGGUCCACGCGGCAUGGCAACACUCGAUCCUAGCGACUACAACUACCGUCCAUACUACAACAACAGUGAGGACUCUACCGAUUUUGCAACUGCUAAAGGUCGUAACUACCACCAGGGGCCUGAGUGGGAGUGGCCUGUCGGCUUUUUCUGCCGUGCGAUGCUACGAUUCGACCUGAUGCGCCGUCGGACACCGGAGGAGCGCACGGAAGCGUUCCAGCAGAUCACUCGGCGAUUAAGGGGUAACAUGGAGGAGAUCAAAACGAGUCCGUGGGCGGGUCUGACAGAGCUAACGAACAAAGACGGAGCUUUUUGCGCGGAUUCUAGUCCCACGCAAGCCUGGUCUGCUGCCUGUCUCAUCGAUGUCUUCCAAGAUGCGGCCAGAUUUCAGGACGAGGCCCCAACAAGGACUUGACUGUCUGCUUCAAAAUUUGCAGCAACAUCUUCAGGACGGCUGGGGAUAUGACACAAGCGAGCGAUAUCUGGUAUUGUACACUAAAAGAAGCUACUCCGUGUAAACGACGAAUGGGUAAAAAUUCCUGGCGUUUUUAUCAUUAUUCCCCGUAUCUUCCUAUCAUACUUUCACACCUCCGGGAGUGCGCGUUAUUGUCAUAGUACAGCUGAAUUAGACUUGUGCACGCUAUAGACGCUAAAAGCAUCGCACAUGGACAAGCUCAUUUACCCAAUUAUAAAGUCAGUGCCCUUGGUGCUCUUGUCUUU
Verruconis gallopava is the source of this 5577-nucleotide messenger RNA. Its product is annotated as glycogen debranching enzyme. The transcript is spliced from 3 exons. Gene Ontology annotation, molecular function: amylo-alpha-1,6-glucosidase activity; 4-alpha-glucanotransferase activity. Lineage: Eukaryota; Fungi; Ascomycota; Dothideomycetes; Venturiales; Sympoventuriaceae. The record is from RefSeq and is a predicted model, not a curated record. Bases 584 to 5272 code for a protein of 1562 amino acids. Gene Ontology annotation, biological process: glycogen catabolic process; glycogen biosynthetic process.